CUCGACGAGAUUCGGCAUCUGGGUUUUAUUCUGAUUGAGCAAAAUGCAAUCGGAUAAUGGAAAGCUUUUCAUCGGUGGGAUAUCUUGGGACACCAAUGAGGAACGUCUCAAGGAGUAUUUCAGCAGUUUUGGAGAAGUGAUCGAGGCUGUCAUCUUGAAAGAUCGCACCACUGGUCGUGCUCGUGGUUUCGGUUUUGUUGUCUUUGCUGAUCCUGCUGUUGCUGAGAUUGUUAUCACGGAAAAACAUAAUAUUGAUGGGAGAUUGGUUGAAGCCAAGAAAGCAGUUCCCAGAGAUGACCAAAACAUGGUAAAUAGAAGCAACAGCAGUAGCAUCCAGGGUUCUCCCGGGGGUCCAGGUCGCACAAGGAAGAUAUUUGUAGGAGGAUUACCUUCUUCUGUUACAGAGAGCGAUUUCAAGACUUAUUUUGAGCAGUUUGGAACAACUACGGAUGUGGUUGUUAUGUAUGAUCACAACACACAGAGGCCUAGAGGUUUCGGAUUUAUAACCUACGAUUCCGAGGAGGCGGUUGAAAAGGUAUUGCUCAAGACAUUCCAUGAACUAAAUGGUAAAAUGGUUGAGGUUAAGCGAGCUGUUCCAAAGGAGUUAUCUCCAGGUCCAAGUCGCAGUCCUCUUGGUGCAGGUUACAGCUAUGGAGUUAAUAGGGUCAAUAACCUUCUUAAUGGAUAUGCUCAAGGGUUUAAUCCCGCUGCAGUUGGAGGUUACGGACUUAGGAUGGAUGGUCGGUUCAGUCCUGUUGGUGCUGGAAGAAGCGGGUUUGCAAAUUUCAGUUCUGGCUACGGGAUGAAUGUGAACUUUGACCAGGGAUUGCCCACAGGGUUCACGGGAGGUACUAAUUUCAAUGGAAAUGUUGACUAUGGCCGAGGAAUGAGCCCGUACUACAUUGGUAACACAAACAGGUUUGGUCCUGCGGUUGGCUAUGAAGGGGGCAAUGGAGGAGGAAACUCAUCCUUCUUCAGUUCGGUUACACGAAACCUAUGGGGAAACAACGGGGGUCUUAACUAUAACAACAACACUACAAACUCAAAUUCCAAUACAUACAUGGGAGGAUCAUCAAGUGUGAACAACACACUUAGUGGUCCAUUUGGAAAUUCUGGAGUCAAUUGGGGUGCUCCUGGAGGAGGAAACAAUGCUGUUAGUAACGAGAAUGUGAAGUUUGGUUAUGGAGGAAACGGUGAAUCUGGUUUUGGGUUGGGAACAGGUGGUUAUGCAGCAAGAAACCCAGGGGCUAACAAGGCAGCACCAUCGUCUUCAUUCUCUUCUGCCUCGGCAACCAACAACACGGGUUACGAUACAGCAGGACUUGCAGAGUUUUACGGGAAUGGUGCAGUUUAUAGUGAUCCCACAUGGAGAUCACCAACUCCUGAGACAGAAGGGCCUGCUUCUUUUAGCUAUGGGAUUGGAGGAGGAGGUCCUUCUUCAGAUGUUUCAGCUAGAAGUUCAUCUCCAGGUUAUGUUGGCAGUUACAGUGUGAACAAGAGACAACCAAACAGAGGAAUUGCUACUUAGUACAAUCGUUUUUGUUUUACCACGAUAUUGUAGGCGAGCCAUCACGGUGAACAAUCUGUGUCUUUUGGCGAAUCUUUUAGAUUAUCUUCUUUUCCUUCAUACAAAGCCAGUGAGGACGAAACUUGAUCAUAUCAUCACCUAGAGCUAACCAGAGAAUCCCGCAGACUUUUCUGUC
Messenger RNA from Arabidopsis arenosa, 1703 nucleotides. The record is from the annotation of a GenBank genome assembly. NCBI's taxonomy places the organism in Eukaryota, Viridiplantae, Streptophyta, Magnoliopsida, Brassicales, Brassicaceae.